AACCUAGAAUUUUCAGAUUUCGAAGCCUUAUCCAUUCAAAUUCCAACUAUCUUUCACCAGGAUUCUGCUACUGCAUCUGCUCCAACUAAACAAAACAGUCGAGACCAGUCCUAAUUUGCUGGAUCUAACCGCUUUCAUUUACCAGAAUCAUGGGCAAUUGCUGCUCCGUACAAUGUGGUUUAGACAAUUUCCUUCUUCGUGGCUUGGAUUUCAUUGGUGUCCAUGCUAAUUAUGUCUGGAAGCUUAAACAAGAUCUUCCAACUUUAUCUGCUGCUCUUGAAGAACUGAAGGCGCGAAGAGUCGACGUGAAACGGAGGGUUGAUCUUGCAGAACGAAAAUUAUUGAAGCCAUUGGAGGAAGUUCAGCAAUGGCUUUCAACAGCGGGACCUACGAUAACGGAGGCAGAAAAGUUGAUUGAAGAUGGCCGUCAACAAAUGAAUAACUUGUGUCUCGGCGGCUGUGCUUCCAAGAAUUGCCUGUCUAGCUACAAGUAUGGUAAAAAAGUGAACAAAAUGCUUCAAGAAAUAAGUGAUCUUAUGAGGAAAGGAGCUUUUGAGAAAGUAGCAGAGGAUCCGCCCCCAGCUCCAGUGGUAGUAAGACCUGAAGGGCAGGCGGUUGCUCUAGAAUCCACAAUCCAAAAGGUAUGGAGUUGCAUUGUAGAAACAAAUGUGGGGAUCAUUGGUCUCUAUGGCUUGGGGGGCGUUGGCAAGACAACACUCUUGACCAAACUCAACAACAAGUUCAGCACCACACCAAAUGAUUUUGAAGUUGUUAUCUGGGCGGUGGUGUCUAAAGAUUACGAUGUUGGAAAGAUUCAAGAUAGGAUUGGUGAAAAUAUUGGUUUUCCACAAUCCUGGAAGAAUGAAAGUGUUGACCAGAAAGCCAUAGAUAUCUAUAGGAUAUUGAGUAACAAGAGAUUUGUUGUAUUGUUGGAUGAUUUAUGGAAGAAGGUGGAUUUGAACCUAGUUGGGAUACCAGAACCAAGCCAAACAAAGGGUUCCAAACUUAUUUUUACUACUCGAUCUUUGGAUAUAUGUGGCUACAUGGAAGCUAAAACGAAAAUCAAAGUGGAUUGCCUGGAACCGGAGAAGGCUUGGGAAUUGUUCCAAGACAAGGUUGGAGAUGAAGCUCUCAACAGCCAUCCAGAUAUUCCAAACCUAGCUAAACAAGUAGCUGAAAGGUGCGGUGGGCUGCCUCUUGCACUAAUUACAAUCGGUUGUGCCAUGGCUUGCAAGACAACACCUGAGGACUGGAAUUAUGCAAUUGAGAUGUUGAAGCGAUGUGCCGUGCCACAAAUGGAAGAGGAUGUGUUUUCACUUUUAAAAUUUAGUUAUGAUAAUUUGCCUAAUGCCGCAAUGAGAAGUUGCUUCCUAUAUUGUUGUCUGCAUCCUGAAGAUUAUUGUAUUCCCAAAAAGAGAUUAGUGGAAUAUUGGUUUUGUGAAGGGCUAUUGAUUGAAUUUGAUAGAAUUAGUGAAGCUCAAAUGCAAAGUGACCACAUUAUCAACUUUCUUCUGAAUGCUUGUUUAUUGGAAAAUGGUGGUGAAAUACAUGGAGAAGAAUGUGUAAAGAUGCAUGAUGUGAUCCGUGACAUGGCUUUAUGGAUUACACGCAAUUCUGAAGCAACAGAGAAUAACUUUUUUGUAAAAGCAGGGGCUCAGUUAUAUGAAGAACCAGAUGUUAAGGCAUGGGAAAGUGUAAAAAGAAUGUCAGUGAUGACAAAUAAGAUUGAAGUUCUCAAAGAAACACCCAAAUGCCCUAACCUUCGAACCUUGUUUCUUAGCCAAAAUGAGUUGCAAGUGAUCAGCGAUGGCUUCUUCCAAUUUAUGCCUCAUCUGACUGUUUUGGAUUUGUCAAGAAACCUUAGAUUACAUGUGCUGCCUGAGGGAAUUUCACUAUUGGUUUGUCUAGAAUGUCUUGACCUAUCAUUUACUGGUAUUUCAGAGUUGCCAAUAGGGUUGAAAUCGUUGACAAAACUAAAAAUGUUGGACUUGAGUUAUAUGCACAAUCUCAGAAAAAUCCCACAACAUUUGAUAUCUAGUUUUCACAAGUUGCAAAUAUUCAGAAUGUGGUGGUCGGGAUACGGAGAUUAUCCUAAUGAAGACAAUGUUUUGUAUGGUGGUAAUGAAAAGCUUAUAGUGGAGUUGAAAGGUUUGCAACGUUUGAGUAUAAUAAGGAUACAGAAAAGGCAUGCUUUGUCUAGAAAGAUUCCUGAGCCUUAAGCUUUCACACAUUGAGCACAGUUCAAAUUUUCUACUAUGACCAAUUGAGAGAUAUGACCUGACUGAUUUUUGUUCCAAAUCUAAAGACUCUUUGGAUAGCUGGGUGUGCAAAAAUGGUAGAAAUAUUGAGUGAGAAAAAACUUGGUGAAGUUACGGGUGUGACUGGAAUUCCGUACUCUAAAUCAUUUCUGAAGCUUGAAACACUUGAAUUAUUUGGUCUACCGAAAUUGAGGAGCAUAUAUUGGGAUGCCCUACCCUUCCCAUAUUUGAAACUUAUUCGUGUAAAUGGCAAACAAGAAUUGAGGAAGCUUCCUCUCAACUCAGACAGUGCAAAAGGGAAUCUGCUCACUGUUCAGGGAAGAAAAGAUCGGUGGGCAAGAGUAGAAUGGGAAAAUGAAGCCGCUCAAGAUGCUUUUCUUCCUUAUUUCAAGUCUCUUCCUGUAUGAAAUGUAGAAAAACGUAAAAAUUGCAAAAGUGGUUCAUUGUUGUGUGAUGUUUGAAUUUUGAGAAAAUAGCUCUACUUAUUUAGUUGCAGUUUGCAAAUCAUUUUAGACUUACAUGUAUAUAUUUUCUAUUUUUAAAUUAUAUCACUUUUAAUGUAUUAAUAUUUAAUAA
Messenger RNA from Gossypium arboreum, 2834 nucleotides. RefSeq names its product disease resistance protein SUMM2-like. The transcript has 2 exons. Gene Ontology annotation, molecular function: protein binding; ADP binding. NCBI's taxonomy places the organism in Eukaryota, Viridiplantae, Streptophyta, Magnoliopsida, Malvales, Malvaceae. Bases 150 to 2219 code for a protein of 689 amino acids. The record is from RefSeq and is a predicted model, not a curated record.